GAGAGAGAUUGAACUUUGAAGAGAGGCAAAAACCCACAAAGCCCCCUCCCCCCAAAAAAAAAAUGGCGAAUCAGAAUUAUGAUCUUGCCGCCUAUCUCACUUGCUUCCUUCUAUUCCUCGGAUUCGCUCAUUGCAACGACGAACUCUCUUCGUGCAACAUAUCGUUCGACACGAUGGACUACACGGUGUUCAGGAAAGGGUGCGGAGAGCUGAGGAACCCAGACGACCACGUGCCGCGGAAGACGUGCUGCGCGGCGUUCAUACUGUUCGUGUGCCCCGUGAGGGAGUACAUCAGCGACGAGCACUCGUUGUGCAUGAGCGACAUGGUGAUGAACAUUAAAAUGCGGUGCGGGCUGGAGUCGACCUACUUCUACAACUUCUGCCAAGCGAGCGUCGAGAAGCGCAUCGAUUGCGAGCCGAUCGACGAGAUCCGCCGCCGGAACGGUAAGAGCCCGCUCUACGUUCCUCCUCCUGGCGCCGCACGCGGCGACCACGGCACGUUUCCGGACCCCGAACUCCUCGACGAGACAGCCCAGUCGCUGGCCUCGCCGCCGCCGCCGGAGCCGUAGGUCCCCCAAAAAAAUCAAGCAGUAGCUAAACUACUUCAUGCGUGUAAUUUUAAAUUUUACAAUGGAGAACCGCGGUUCAAUAGUGAAAGAUAUUUCGGACCGAUAGCACAUUUGGUUCGAUUCUUUUUUUUCCCCAGUAUUUAUAAUUUAUGGAACCAAGAAACGCACCAUAUUGUUAUAUUCGAGUACUGUAUCCGUCAUGACCACGAAGGUACGCCCGACCGCGACCCACGUUGACUAAGUAUGGGGCGGGUAUGGGUAAAACGCUCAGUAAAUUGUUUGACGGGUAUGGAGCGGC
This is a messenger RNA of Linum tenue, 867 nucleotides long. Lineage: Eukaryota; Viridiplantae; Streptophyta; Magnoliopsida; Malpighiales; Linaceae. The record is from the annotation of a GenBank genome assembly.